Pseudogymnoascus destructans is the source of this 1146-nucleotide messenger RNA. RefSeq lists its product as uncharacterized. Gene Ontology annotation, cellular component: peroxisome. The transcript is spliced from 3 exons. Lineage: Eukaryota; Fungi; Ascomycota; Leotiomycetes; Thelebolales; Thelebolaceae. Gene Ontology annotation, molecular function: L-alanine:glyoxylate transaminase activity; L-serine:pyruvate transaminase activity. The record is from RefSeq and is a predicted model, not a curated record. Bases 1 to 1146 code for a protein of 381 amino acids.
AUGUCUCGUCCUACCCUCCUCAUUCCAGGUCCCAUCGAGUUCGAUGAUGCCGUCCUCCAGGCCAUGAGCCACCACAGCGAGAGCCACACAGCCCCCGGCUUCAUCUCGGUCUUCGGCGACACCCUCACCCAACUCCGCCAACUCUUCCAAACCACCUCCCCCGCCUCGCAGCCCCUCGUCGUCUCCGGCUCCGGCACCCUAGGCUGGGACCUCGUCGCCGCCAACCUCUCCGAAGCCGGCGACAACGCGCUGGUCCUGCACACCGGUUACUUCGCCAACUCCUUCGCCGACUGCCUCGAGACGUACGGCGCGAAUGUUACGCAGCUCAAGGCCCCCAUCGGGAGCAGGCCGCAGCUGCCGGAGAUUGAGAAGGCGCUGAAGGAGAAGAAGUAUAAGCUUGUCACAGUCACUCACGUUGAUACGUCGACUGGUGUCCUGAGCGACCUUAAGGAGUUGUCGGAGCUCAUCCAGCGCGUGUCUCCUGAGACCCUCCUCGUUGUCGAUGGUGUCUGCAGUGUCGGAUCGGAGGAAGUCCUCUUCGACGAGUGGAAACUCGACGUCGUCCUUACCGGCUCCCAGAAGGGUCUUGGUUGCCCAGCUGGCCUGUCUAUCAACAUGUACUCCGGCCGCGCCAUCGAGGUCUUCAAGGCCCGCAAAACCCCUCCCGCAUCCUACUUCGCCUCGCUCAAGAACUGGAUCCCUAUCAUGCAAAACUACGAAGCCAAAAAGCCCUCCUACUUCGCCACCCCCUCCCCCCAACUAAUCCACGCCCUCCACACCUCCCUCACCCAAAUCCUCUCCCUCCCCCUCUCCACCCGCUUCGCCGCCCAAAAAGCCGCAUCCGCCCGCGUCAAGUCCGCCGUCGCCUCUCUCGGUCUCAAGCAGAUCGCUCUCAACCCCGCUGACCAGGCAAACGGUAUGACCACCAUCUACCUCCCCGAGGGCGUUGCGGUGCCGACGAUCCUGCCGGUGUUGUUGAAGAAGGGGGUUAUUUUUGCGGGGGGGUUGCAUAAGGAGAUUGCGAGCAAGUAUAUUAGGGUUGGGCAUAUGGGGGUUAGUGUGCAUGAUGCGGGGAGGGGGGAUGUGGAGAAGGCGAUUAGGGCGCUGGGAGAGGCGUUGGAGGAGGUGGGGUAUAAGAAGGCUUAG